Molecule: messenger RNA, 126 nt
Organism: Acaulospora morrowiae
Lineage: Eukaryota; Fungi; Glomeromycota; Glomeromycetes; Diversisporales; Acaulosporaceae
Source: the annotation of a GenBank genome assembly
AUGUCUAGUGGCAAAGAGGUUAUAUAUGUUUUAGAUUCAGAUUUUGUCAAGAUAUAUUUUAGUUCGGGUGAUGGAACAGAUUACUGGGAUGUAACUGGCAACGAGGAACAAACUAAAGACUGCUAG